GCCGACGAUUUCGCCGUCGUCAACCUUCAGGCACCCACUCUGAUCUGGUCAACGCGAGACCGACCUCGUCAAGCAAGAUGCCAUGUCCGAUAUGUCUCGAUUUCCGAGGAACAUCCCCGCUCACGCCCCGGGGAUCAGGCUUUGUUGGCAAGCGGCACCACGUUAAAGAGGGGCUUACUUGGCCUCAGCUGGAGGCGUCAGCAGCGGGGCCGGCACCGUGUCACUGCUGCGAAGUCCUGGUGCGAGGGUGCCGCGGAUGCUUUGAGCAGCACGGGAUCAGCACUGACGAUAUCGUGACGUUCACUGUCCACUUCUACUAUCAGGCCUUUGAGGGUCAAGAUGAGGCGGAGAGUGCAGACAUGGACAAGGAGUUGAGGUUCAGGCGGAAGAAUGGCAAGGUCUUUGAGAUACAGCUCUUCGCUCACGAGGAAGAUGGCUAUCCAAUCCCUGAUGCCUGGGAGUCAAUCCCCGUCUACGGGCAAACGUCACCCAAUACAGGCUCAGCAGAAGCUCUCGACAAAGCCAAAGACUGGCUCGACGAGUGCAUAGAGGACGACGACUGCGCCGCCAACACAGACACGCCAUUUCCAUCUCGCCUGGUCGACGUCGGCCUGAACGACGGCGUCGUCCGCCUUGUCGAGACCAAGGGCCAACACGGACGAUACAUUUGCCUCAGCCACUGCUGGGGUCUGGCGCAGAUCAUCACCACGACCAUCGCAACAUACGAGCAGCGCAGGAAGCUCAUCUCUCUGGACGAGCUAUCACAAACCUUCCGUGAUGCAGUGCUGCUCACCCGCCAGCUCGGCGUGGCAUACAUCUGGAUCGACUCACUGUGCAUCAUCCAGGACAGCCUGGCGGACUGGCAGAUCGAGUCCGCGCAGAUGGCAUCUAUUUACAGCAACGGAUACCUGACCCUGGCCGCGACGAAAUCCUCCAGCGGCGCCGGUGGUUUCUACACCGACACCCCGACGACCGAGAUAUCCGGGGCCACCCCGGACGGGGAGGAUUACAGCCUGUUCUUCCGGCAGCGCAUCGACCACCACCUCGAAGCUGUCAAAGCUGGCACCGAGGACAAUCCCAACAAUCCCACCACCGCCACUACCGCCACCACUGCGCUUCAGAGCAGCGUGCUGGGCGAGCCGGGCGUUGGCGUCGUCGAGCCGUGGCAUUUCACCGGGCACGCGACGGUUGAGCACCACCCGCUGCUGACCCGGGCGUGGGUGUACCAGGAGCGCCUGCUGUCGAAGCGGCUGCUGCACUUUGGCCCUUACGAGCUCUUCUUCGAGUGCGAGGCCGAUACGCGCUGCGAGUGCGGGCAGAUCCGGUACCACGGGUCCUCAAGGAGCUCGCCGGCCUCGGCGAUGAAGCUGCUGUACGCCGACGCGCUGUUUAGCCUGUACGAUGAUGAGCCGAGGGGUGGCGACGGCGGCAUCAGCAGCGGUGGCGAUGCAGAAAUGAGUAGGAGCGAGACCGGCGGUGUCGAGAAGGACCCGGCGGUUGUUGAUCGGGAGCAGGAGAUGCGGCGCUGGGCCAGCAAGAACCAGGAGUACAUCGCCCGCACGUGGCGGACCAUGAUCAGCACUUACACGGCGCUGGACAUCACCAAGGCGUCGGAUCGGCUGCCCGCGAUCGGAGGUGUGGCGAGGCAAAUGGGCACGCGGCGGUUCAAGCCGCAACAAGCCGGAGCGGGGAAAGAUGCCCAGCGAGAAAGUCUGGUCAACGACGACUAUCUCGCUGGCCUGUGGCGGGCCACGAUGAACGAAGACCUCCUCUGGAUCGUGCAGCCUUCGCCGCUGAUGAAGAAGCCCCGGCCGGCCCAGCAGGUGCUGCUGCUCCCGCCAAGCACCACCGCCGCGGGUAAGACGACGACGAGCCUACGAAACACCGCGCCAACGUGGUCUUGGGCCAGCGUCGACACGCAUGCGUUCUACACGGACGGUUUUGUGUUCUGGGAGCCCGAUGUGCUGCUCGAUAACUUGCUCAGUCAGUCCUACACUCACUUUAGCUCGGUGGAGAGCUGCUCGGUUAUUUCGGCUGCGGUAGACGAGUUCGGCGCGGUUUCUGCCGGGGAGCUCAGAAUCAGGGGUCUACUUGCGAAGGGUGUUCUCGAGCGCGAGGCUGUUGAUCAGGAUGGCCAGAACGCACAACACGGCGGGGAAGAUGGACAGGUGCUAUAUCGACACUUUAUUUCAUUCGCCCGCGCUGAGGCAACCAUGGCGAGGGCGGAGAUGGAUGCUGAUUACGACCUCGAUGCCGAAGGACCAGCACGAGUGCUGCCAGGAGCAGAAGUGUAUUGUCUGCGGAUGAGCGCGGUGUUGGAAGAGUUGACAUCAACGCUGAUCUCCCUGGUGCUUAGGCGGUGUCCUUGGGAUGAGAGCAAGUUUGAGCGGGUUGGCACAUUGAGCAUCAAGGUCAAAGGCGGCAGCGUUGAUCCCUUAGGAAAUGGCAUUUACGCGGGAGUCAAGGAGGAGGAUAUCGUGAUCGUGUAGACAGACACCUACAGCCGUUCUGAUAUUAGGGUCUGUAAGAUUAUCGGGCGUUCUCUGCCUAUCAUACAAUUGCGACCCUAUCACACGCCGCACUCCGUGUCCACCACUUUGCGCGAGGCCAGCUGCACCUUGACAUCGUCGACCGCGAACUCCACCAGCGUGUUGGCGUCGAGAUCGUACUUGGGCCACGUGAAGCUGCCGUGCGAGGGGUCCUUCUUGGGAUUGCGAGCGAAUGAGAGCCAGAGGCCCUGCAUCAGGCCGGCGACAUCCCAUUCGAACUCGGUCGAGUUGCCGCGGAAUUCGUAGUGGGUGCCGAAGAGGAGCGGGAGCUCAGCUGGGGUUGUGUAAAGCGAUUAGUUCUGGGGGCUCAUGACGU
Molecule: messenger RNA, 2865 nt
Organism: Microdochium trichocladiopsis
Lineage: Eukaryota; Fungi; Ascomycota; Sordariomycetes; Xylariales; Microdochiaceae
Product: heterokaryon incompatibility protein-domain-containing protein
Exons: 2
Coding region: 78-2489 (803 amino acids)
Source: RefSeq, a predicted model, not a curated record